Lotus japonicus is the source of this 2469-nucleotide messenger RNA. RefSeq lists its product as uncharacterized. Gene Ontology annotation, biological process: proteolysis. The coding region runs from base 1 to 2469 and encodes 822 amino acids. NCBI's taxonomy places the organism in Eukaryota, Viridiplantae, Streptophyta, Magnoliopsida, Fabales, Fabaceae. Gene Ontology annotation, molecular function: aspartic-type endopeptidase activity. The record is from RefSeq and is a predicted model, not a curated record. The transcript has a single exon.
AUGGAAGCGAAGAUCGACGCGUUGGAGACGGAGCUCGCGGAGGUUCGAUCCUCACUGGCGGCGGUUACGACGGCGGUCAAGGAUUUGCCGACGUCGCUUGUCGCGAUGAUGGAAAAAUCACUGGGAAAAUCCUUUCGUGCUGAAGAGUCCAGUGUGAAUCGCGGUCCCGGGGGAGUAUCGGGAGUGAAGAACGGAACAUCGGCGCAGACGCCAGAUCUGACGCUGGGAGCGGAGACGGAACGACGAUCACCUCAAUUGCACAGCGACGCGUGGACUGAGUUUCGACACUCAGUAAAGAAGGUGGAGUUACCUCUCUUUGAUGGUAAGGAUCCUGCUGGUUGGAUCUCGAGAGCAGAGGUAUAUUUCAGGGUUCAAGAAAUCUCACCGGAGGUGAAGGUUAGUCUAGCUCAGUUGAGCAUGGAUGGUCCCACCAUUCAUUUCUACAACUCGCUAUUGGAAGCGGAGGAAACACUCACAUGGGAACGACUGAGAGAGGCGUUACUGGAGCGCUACGGUGGACACGGCGACGGUGAUGUGUAUGAACAGCUAACGGAGCUCCGUCAGCGAGGCACCGUGGAAGAGUACAUCACGGAGUUUGAGUACCUCACUGCUCAAAUUCCUAAGCUGCCCGACAAGCAAUUCCAAGGUUACUUCCUCCAUGGCUUGAAGGAGGAGAUCCGGGGGAAGGUGCGGAGCUUGGCGGCGAUGGGUGGAGUGAACCGAUCAAAGCUGCUGGUGUUGACAAGAGCAGUGGAGAAGGAGGUUAAGGGCGAGAACGGGUCGGGUUACUCCCGGAGCACCCGAUUUGGGGGAAACCCAAGCUACAAGGGUGGAUCAGGGGUACCGAGUCGGGUUGGUGGAACGGAUUGGGUAUGGGUCAAAGGCACUAAGGAGGGAGGGCCCUCAAACAAGCCCAAUUACAAUGGCCCAAAAAUGGAAACAAAAAACCCAGGCGAGCAAAAACGGAUUGGGCCGAGAGAUAGAGGCUUCUCCCACUUAACUUAUCCACAACUUCUGGAGAGAAGGCAAAAGGGCCAAUGUUUCAAAUGUGGAGGCCCCUAUCACCCUCUUCACCAAUGUCCAGAUAAACAACUCAGAGUUUUAAUCGUGGAAGAAGGGGAUGAGGAUUCAGAGGAAGGAAAGGUGUUAGCCAUGGAAGUUGAGGAUCCAGAGGAUGAAAUUCAAGGAGAGAUGAGCAUGAUAAGCUUCUACCACAUCGCAAACAAGCCUCAGGAACAGCCACGCACCAUGAAGCUUCAAGGAACCAUCCAAGGCGUACCGGUAUUGGUGUUGAUCGACAGCGGGGCAACCCACAACUUCAUCGAUCAGAAGCUUGUCCAGCGUAUGGGUUGGGAGGUGGCAGAUACCCCACGAAUGACCAUCAAGCUAGGUGAUGGGUUUCAGUCUCAUGCCAGAGGUCGAUGCAAAAGCAUCGAUUUGGAGGUGGGGCGCUAUCAGCUCCACUGCUCACCUCACCUAUUCGAAUUAGGGGGACCUGAUAUGGUCUUGGGCAUCGAGUGGUUGAAGACACUUGGGGAUACGAUUGUAAACUGGCAAACACAGAAAAUGCGAUUUUGGGAUGAGCAACAGUGGGUUACGUUGCAAGGUCUCAAUGCCGGGGAAGACACCAUGGUCGCUCUACAGCAGACUUUACGCAAGGCCAAGGCUGAAGCUACUGGGGUCCUCUGCCUCUUUGGGCCUGCCCGACAAGAGAGGACUGAAGGCAAUCACCUCACCGACACACAACAAGGAAGCCUUAGUAGCCUGAUGGAGAAGUACGACAAGGUCUUUGAAACCAAGGCAGGAUUACCACCCAGCAGGGGAAGGGAGAACUGCAUAAAUAUCAAAGAAGGACAGGGACCGGUUAACGUGAGGCCCUACCGUUAUCCUCACUUGCACAAAAACGAAAUUGAAAAACAGGUAAGGGAGAUGCUGCAAGCAGGAAUCAUCAGGCAGAGAACUAGUGCGUUUUCAAGUCCAGUAAUUUUGGUAAAAAAGAAGGACAGUACGUGGCGAAUGUGCGUAGACUACCGCGCUCUCAAUCGGGUCACGAUACCAGAUAAAUUUCCGAUACCCGUCAUUGAAGAACUCUUGGAUGAGUUACAUGGGGCACGGUUCUUCUCCAAAUUGGACCUGAAAUCUGGUUAUCACCAAGUGAGGGUGCGAGAUGAAGACAUUCACAAAACCUCCUUUAGGACCCAUGAGGGGCAUUACGAGUUCUUGGUAAUGCCCUUUGGUCUUAUGAACGCCCCUUCCACAUUCCAGAGUUUGAUGAAUGAGAUAUUUAGGCCAAUGUUGCGGAAAAGAGUUUUGGUAUUCUUUGAUGACAUCCUGGUCUAUAGUAGGGACUGGGAAUCACAUCUCGCUCAUUUGGAGAUGGUGUUGCAGGUUUUACAGAAACAACGGCUGACGGCGAACAAGAAAAAGUGUAGCUUUGCCAGAAAACAGUGGAGUACUUGGGCCACAUGA